UUUUUACCAUUGGCAAGUGAAAUGAUUUUGAGGAUGUAAGCAGUACAUUGGUAGACCAAGUACCGGUACAUCAAGGAAAGUGAAAUCAUGAUGCGGGGUUUACACCCUUCUAAUGCAGGGGAACUCCCUAUGACCCGGAAUAUGCCGUUUUCCACAAAAACCAUGCCGAGCAAGUCCCACAAUCGCAAUAUGACUGGAAUCUACUUGGGUCUUGAAGGCAACAUUAAACCUCCAGCUUCAAGGUCACCUAACGUCCCUGUCAUAGCCCGGGGGAGAGGAAUGUCCCAGAGGAUUAGGACCCCCACAGAGCAGAGACGAUACAAAAUGGUGGAACAGUUACGCAUUAAAGAAGAGAAGAGAGGCUUUGUAGGACAACCACUCAAGAGCGCUAGGCGGUCACAUUCAGCCUUAGACCCAGAGGAGAGGAGGAAAGCCUUAGGUGCCCCCGAGAUCCUGCCCCCAGCAGAUUUAAGCCCCAGGACUGCGGCAGCCAGAAAAUGGGGCCCAGGAAAAGCAGUGGAUAGGAACCAGUUUUAUGACUUAAUCAAAACAAACCCUCGCAACUAUACAGUGGUGGUGAAUAAUGGAGUGACACGGUCAGAAAACUUGUCAGGACUGAUGAGUUUCUCCAUGGAUCACCCAGACGGAAUCCCGCAAAUGGUGGACACUCUUGCUGAAGAGGUCAACCGAAUCUCAGCAAAGGAGGAGGAGGCAGUGGGCCUGGAGGAGUGCUUCAAGAAAGUCUGCAAGGGUAAUGUGGAAUCUCUCCAGUCUCUAUUUCCAUACAGAAAACAGCAUUCUACUCUCCAACGGGAACCUUCACAAUUCAGCACGGGAUUUACCGUCAGGAGUUAUAGAAAUCCAAACCAAGCCGAAAUCAUGGCCAACUUUUCUGAGGGUAAUUCCCAGCGCCCGCGUACAGUGCCUGUCGACUCUACACAUAAUCGCCCUAUAGUUCCUAGUCCAUACUUCUUCCGUCACUAUAACAACCCCUACAAUAAACUUAACACUAGUGCCUCUAGUGCCAAGUCUCGCAAAUCUGCACCCUCUCACAUCAAUUUUGAUGGUCAGCUAUCCUCAGUUCCCGGAACGUCACGCAUGGCUGCACUUCCUGGGGCUGGUGCCCUGUCACGGUCCUUGAAAUCUCGAUCAGCGGCCUGGAGUGAGAGUGACUUCAAGCUUCAUGGAAAGCUACAUGGUACUCCAAGAGAAAUCCUACCUAGACCAGAAGAGAACAGUGUUAUGGAGUCUGUCGUGAGAGGUGCCAUGAUAAAAGGAAGCAUUGGUUCAAAAGGAGGAAAACAAGUACAAAUCUCAAUGAAACUAAGCACCGGCCAAGACUCUGGCAACCCCCCAGACCAAACCAACCCCCCCAACAAAAUGAUGGACACCGUGGAUAAGACGGAGAGAGAGAAGAAGGACAACUUCGAGAUCGAGGUCGCAGACGAGCACGGCAAAGCCGGCCAAGUCGAGAUAGAUUCACCCGAGGAGGAAUUACAAGAACCCACACCCAUUAAAGGCAAUGUCCGUAAGACUUCAAUAAGUGAGAAAGUGGAAAGGACGAGAAUGUCUGAGGCCUACAUUGAAACCAUCAAGGAAAAUGCUGAAAAGAGGAAAAAGCAAUUUGAACAAAUGCUGGAUGAGCAUGCAGAAAUUGUACAGGAAAUCGGAAAAGCAGGGAGCAGGGAGGAUUUAGAAGACCAGAGAGACCAUUGAGCCCUCCCGGCAUCUAUCCCCCCUACAAUCAAACCACUGUGUCAUUGUACCACUUGGAAGACAACAUGCUAUAUAUAUAGACGUGUUACUAUAUAAGGAAUCACAUUUAGUGGGUUUUUGUGAUAGAAUUGCCAUCUGAUAUAGAGACUUCAUCAUAGAAGUGAUUAUGAACAAGAAAAUGACCAUCAUUUGCAGUUAUUUGUAAACUUUAUUUAGACUCUGUCAUUACCUGAGCCGACAGGAAACUGCCAUUAGAUAUCAUCUACUCCAUUUUGUCUUCCAGACAACAGUUGCUAGGAGACAGGACGCUGUGAUAAUUUUAUCGCCAUGAUGACAGAUUAUUUCACCAUGGUGACAAGUUGUAAUUAUAUUGGAUAUAAAUGUCUUAGUUUUCACCCUCCAGAGAUAGCGGCCAUUGGCUUCUAAAUACUGGAAUCUCAUCGGAUAUUCAUUAUUAAUAAUUUAAGAAAAGUAUUUUUGGCCAAUACAGCAUUGCUUUCUUUAUUGUUGCAGGAUGUCGACUGCAGCAAUAUAUAGGAAAUCUGUCUUCAGUCUGAAUUCAUAGAAGUGCAAUUUCAUUUUUUUUUUAGUACGGAUUUUUUUCUGAAAUGUCAACAGCUUUUGAAUGCUGUUUGCAUUCAGUCUGUAUAGAAACAAAACCAUUUUAUAAAUUCACCAAAAUAGAAGAAAAAAUUAUUUUUAGAGUUGAUUCUAGCAAUGGUUUCAUUGAAAGAAUACAUCUUGUGUGUUAAUUAGGACUGGUAUGUUUGUAUCUUAUUUACUAUGGCAUGUUUUAAGCUUAAAUCAUGUUUUUACAUUGAAAAAGGAAACAUUGUUCAUCCUGUUACACUGAGUGAAUGCCUUGUGGAUAUGGUGUGAGAGUGUCAUUAGAUAUAAUAGAUGCUCAGUUAUAUAAUUGAUAUAUAUUCACGAGAUAUAAUUGUGAGAUGUUGGUAUAAAUAUAUAGGGUCCACAUUCUUGAAGAAAAAAAGAGAAUAUAGUUUUGAAUCAAUAAGGGUAUGACUUUUUUUUGUAAUAAUGAAUAUUUAAAAUAAUUUCAGCUUGAUUGUAGAUCAAUGACAGUUAUUUCCUUGUUUUUAGAAAUAUUUAAAUGAAUCUUUAGACAAAUACAUUGCUUCUAGAAAAUUUAAAGCAGGUUAAAGUCAGAUUUUUUUAUACUCCAAAAUCUAAGGCUAUCUGUAUAAAAUGCAGUUGAACUUCAAUAUCGUGAACACUGAUAUCUGGACUACCAUGGGUUAUACUGAUUAAGUGAUUUGGAAGUCCUAACCAUGUAUGUCUUUAGUGUUUUAAAAUUACCCUUGAUAUCUGGAAUCCUUGGAUAUCUUUUUGGGUCCCAUGGAGUUCAGGAUAACAAGGCUUGACUGUACUUGUAAUGUUAUACUCAAACAGCUAUGCAGA
Saccostrea cuccullata (small rock oyster) is the source of this 3135-nucleotide messenger RNA. RefSeq lists its product as uncharacterized. The transcript is spliced from 14 exons. The record is from RefSeq and is a predicted model, not a curated record. The coding region runs from base 88 to 1716 and encodes 542 amino acids. Lineage: Eukaryota; Metazoa; Mollusca; Bivalvia; Ostreida; Ostreidae.